Molecule: messenger RNA, 1804 nt
Organism: Hymenoscyphus albidus
Lineage: Eukaryota; Fungi; Ascomycota; Leotiomycetes; Helotiales; Helotiaceae
Source: the annotation of a GenBank genome assembly
AUGACUGAGGUAAUUCGCACUCAGACGCCUCCGAUACUUCAUGGACCCUCAGACAAGGAGAAGAAAUAUGAUAGGCAGCUUCGUCUGUGGGCAGCCAGUGGACAACAGGCUCUUGAGGAGGCCCAUAUCCUCUUGGUCAACUCAGGUUCAGGGACCGUUGGCAUUGAAACCUUGAAGAAUCUUGUUCUUCCAGGCACGUAUACCUUGAGCACCAUCCUCUGGGGAAUUCUGCUUAUCAUUCUACAGGCAUCGGAAAAUUCACAAUUGCUGAUAAAGCCAUUGUUGAAGAAGCUGAUCUGGGAGUUAACUUCUUCUUGGAUGAGGAGAGCUUGGGAAAACCAAGAUCCGAAGCUUGUGUUAAACUUCUGCAAGAACUGAAUCCAGACGUUAAAGGCGACUGGUAUCAACUUGAAAAGGUAAACUAUAUAACUGACUCAUUUGAGCACACAGCACUAACUCUCUUGUCUCAGGAUCAACCUCUACAAACCCUUCUUGAUCAACAAAAGUUUACUCUGCUCAUGUACUCUCUACCUAUCGAACCCGAAACUCUCCUCACUAUCCAAAAUUAUGCGAACGAAAACAAACUUCCCCUAUUCUCCAUACAUUCAGCAGGCUUCUAUUCUGCCUUCCGAAUACACUUGCCUGGUUCAUUCCCUAUCGUUGAUACACAUCCCGAGUCAACGACAACUCCCGAUUUAAGACUGCGAACACCAUGGAAGGGACUUUCGGAUUUCGCGGCAGAAAUCACAGCAGACAUUGAUAUUCAAGAGGCACGCGAGCAUGGCCACAUACCAUAUGUGGCAUUGAUAUUACAUUACCUCAUUGAGUGGAAGGAAAAACAUGGCUCUAUUCCUUCUGAGUAUGCGGAAAAGAAAGAAUUUGCGAAAUUCCUUGCUGCAAAGGCUCGUACAAACAAUCCUGAGGGCGGAGAAGAGAAUUUUGAUGAAGGUGUGGCAUCAGUCCUGAAAUUGCUCCAUGAACCAAAGCUGGAAGGCUCUGUCAAAGAAAUCUUUGAUCACGAACCAAAUGGUGUAUGUUUAUUACAAGAACAAGUGUAGGGAGUUUUGCUAACCUAUUACCUUUUCCAGUUAGAAGCCAAGUCAAGUUUCUGGAUCAUCGCCGGCGCCGUCAAGAAGUUUUACGAAAAACACAAAGCUCUACCACUGCCAGGCUCGGUUCCAGAUAUGAAAGCUCAAUCAAAUGUCUAUGUUAAGCUUCAGAACAUCUACAAGGCAAAAGCGCGCGAAGAUGUCGCAGAGGUAUUGGAAUCCGUUCGGGCUCAUCCUCUCGGCAAAGAUAUUCCUACUACAGAAGUAGAGGUAUUUUGCAAGAACGCAGCAUUUAUCAAACUUGUUAAUGGAGCAGGUUCCAAAACUUCCGACGUAGUGAAUAUUGCCAGUAUGUCAUCUUCCCCUCUGUAAAAUGGCCCUUACUAACGCAUACAGACGAGGAAUUCAAAAGCGAUCAGAUGGCAGCUAAUAAUCCAGAGUUUGGAAUGAGAUUUUCGCUCCUUCCGAUAUAUCUAGCGUUGAAUGCAACAUGCUACUUUGCAUCUGCUACUUCAUCGGAAAUACUUGCCACCAUCAACAAGAUUGUUCCCGAGGCUUCCUCAAAUCCAAGGCUUGUCCAAGCCGCAGAGGAAGUUGCCCGAGCAAAGGGUGGUGAACUUCACAACAUAUCUUCAUUGACUGGUGGUAUGGUUGCUCAAGAAAUUAUCAAAAUCAUCACCAAGCAGUACAUUCCUAUUGAUAACACUUGCAUAUACGAUGGAAUUACGAGCAGAACGCAGAUCUUCAAAAUAUAA